AUGGCCUCUGCAGAUGCUGAGAUGGCUGUUUUUGGGGAGGCGGCUCCCUUCCUCCGAAAGUCAGAAAAGGAAAGAAUUGAGGCCCAGAACAAGCCUUUUGAUGCCAAGUCAUCCGUCUUUGUGGCCCAUCCCAAGGAAUCCUUUGUAAAAGGGACAAUCCAGAGCAGGGAAACAGGGAAGGUCACUGUCAAGACUGAAGCAGGAGAGACUCUGACCGUGAAGGAUGAUCAGGUCUUCUCCAUGAACCCUCCCAAGUAUGAUAAAAUCGAGGACAUGGCCAUGAUGACCCACCUCCACGAACCCGCUGUGCUGUACAACCUCAAAGAGCGUUAUGCAGCCUGGAUGAUCUACACCUACUCGGGUCUCUUCUGUGUCACUGUCAACCCCUACAAGUGGCUGCCGGUGUACAACCCGGAGGUGGUGUUGGCCUACCGAGGCAAAAAGCGCCAGGAGGCCCCUCCACACAUCUUCUCCAUCUCUGACAAUGCCUAUCAGUUCAUGCUGACUGACCGCGAGAACCAGUCAAUCCUGAUCACUGGAGAAUCUGGUGCAGGGAAGACUGUGAACACAAAGCGUGUCAUCCAGUACUUUGCAACAAUUGCAGCUAGUGGGGAGAAGAAGAAGGAGGAGCAGUCUGGCAAAAUGCAGGGAACUCUUGAGGAUCAAAUCAUCAGCGCCAACCCACUGCUGGAGGCAUUUGGAAAUGCCAAGACUGUGAGGAAUGACAACUCCUCGCGCUUUGGCAAAUUCAUCAGAAUCCACUUUGGGGCCACAGGAAAACUGGCUUCUGCUGACAUUGAAACUUAUCUGCUGGAGAAGUCCAGAGUCACUUUCCAGCUUAAGGCAGAAAGAAGCUACCACAUAUUUUAUCAGGUCACCUCCAACAAGAAGCCAGAGCUAAUUGAAAUGCUCCUUAUCACCACCAACCCAUAUGACUACCCUUUUGUGAGUCAAGGUGAGAUCACUGUUCCCAGCAUUGAUGACAAGGAGGAGUUGAUGGCUACAGACAGUGCCAUUGACAUCCUGGGCUUCACUCCUGAUGAAAAGACUGCCAUCUACAAGCUGACAGGGGCUGUCAUGCACUAUGGGAACUUGAAGUUCAAGCAGAAACAGCGAGAGGAGCAGGCAGAGCCAGAUGGCACAGAAGUUGCUGACAAGGCUGCCUACCUGAUGGGCCUGAACUCAGCUGACAUGCUCAAGGCAUUGUGUUACCCUCGAGUUAAAGUUGGGAACGAAUAUGUGACCAAGGGUCAAACUGUGCAGCAGGUUCACAAUGCUGUAGGUGCUCUGGCAAAGGCUGUCUAUGAGAGGAUGUUCUUGUGGAUGGUUGUUCGUAUCAACCAGCAGCUGGAUACAAAGCAGCCUAGGCAGUAUUUCAUUGGUGUCUUGGACAUUGCUGGCUUUGAGAUCUUUGAUUUCAACAGCUUUGAGCAGCUGUGCAUCAAUUUCACCAAUGAGAAACUGCAGCAGUUCUUCAACCACCACAUGUUCGUGCUGGAGCAGGAGGAGUACAAGAAGGAAGGGAUUGAAUGGACAUUCAUUGACUUUGGGAUGGACCUGGCUGCCUGCAUUGAGCUCAUUGAGAAGCCUAUGGGCAUCUUUUCCAUUCUGGAAGAGGAGUGCAUGUUCCCCAAGGCAACUGACACCUCUUUCAAGAACAAGCUCUAUGACCAGCAUCUGGGCAAGUCCAGCAAUUUCCAGAAGCCCAAGCCUACCAAAGGCAAGACUGAGGCCCACUUCUCCCUAAUACACUAUGCUGGCACAGUGGACUACAACAUCACUGGCUGGCUUGAGAAGAACAAGGACCCCCUGAAUGAAACUGUCAUUGGGUUAUACCAGAAGUCUUCACUGAAAACAUUGGCCUUACUGUUUGCCAACUAUGGUGGAGCAGAAGCAGGUCAGACCUAUGAAAAGGCUAGUGCUGGUGCUGGCAAGAAAGGUGGCAAGAAGAAAGGUUCUUCAUUCCAGACUGUCUCAGCUCUUUUCCGGGAAAAUUUAAACAAGCUGAUGACAAAUCUGAGAAGCACCCACCCCCAUUUUGUACGCUGCAUCAUCCCAAAUGAAACAAAAACGCCUGGUGCCAUGGAGCAUGAACUAGUACUGCACCAGCUGCGGUGUAACGGUGUGCUGGAAGGGAUCAGAAUUUGCAGGAAAGGAUUUCCCAACAGAGUCCUGUAUGCAGAUUUUAAACAGAGAUACAAAGUAUUAAAUGCAAGUGCUAUUCCAGAGGGACAGUUCAUUGACAGCAAGAAGGCUUGUGAGAAACUUCUUGGAUCAAUUGAUAUAGACCACACACAAUAUAAAUUUGGUCACACCAAGGUGUUCUUCAAAGCCGGGCUGGUAGGCCUUUUGGAGGAGAUGAGGGAUGAGAAGCUGGCACAGCUCAUUACUCGCACACAGGCCAGGUGCAGGGGCUUCCUAAUGAGGGUGGAGUACCAGAAAAUGGUGGAGAGGAGAGAGUCCAUCUUCUGCAUCCAGUACAACAUUCGUGCAUUCAUGAAUGUCAAGCACUGGCCCUGGAUGAAGCUGUUCUUCAAAAUCAAGCCCUUGCUGAAGAGUGCAGAAUCUGAGAAGGAGAUGGCCAACAUGAAACAAGAGUUUGAGAAAACCAAGGAAGAGCUUGCAAAGUCUGAGGCAAAGAGGAAGGAGCUAGAGGAGAAAAUGGUGAAGCUGGUGCAGGAGAAAAAUGAUCUGCAGCUUCAAGUGCAGGCUGAAGCUGAUGCUUUAGCUGAUGCUGAGGAAAGGUGUGACCAGCUCAUCAAAACCAAAAUCCAGCUGGAAGCCAAAGUUAAGGAGGUGACUGAAAGGGCCGAGGAUGAGGAGGAAAUUAAUGCUGAGCUGACAGCCAAGAAGAGAAAACUGGAGGAUGAAUGUUCAGAGCUGAAGAAAGACAUUGAUGACCUGGAGUUAACAUUGGCCAAGGUUGAGAAGGAAAAACAUGCCACCGAAAACAAGGUGAAAAACCUCACAGAGGAGAUGGCAGCUCUGGAUGAGACCAUUGUGAAGCUGACAAAAGAGAAGAAAGCCCUCCAAGAGGCCCACCAGCAGACACUGGACGACCUGCAGGCUGAAGAGGACAAAGUCAAUACAUUGACCAAAGCUAAAACCAAGCUGGAGCAGCAAGUGGAUGAUCUGGAAGGGUCCCUGGAGCAAGAGAAGAAACUGCGCAUGGACCUUGAAAGGGCUAAGAGGAAACUUGAGGGAGACCUGAAGCUGGCCCAUGAUACCAUAAUGGAUUUGGAAAAUGAUAAGCAGCAGCUGGAUGAGAAACUGAAAAAGAAAGACUUUGAAAUCAGCCAGAUCCAGAGCAAAAUUGAGGAUGAGCAACUUCUUGGCAUGCAAUUACAGAAGAAGAUCAAGGAGCUGCAGGCCCGUAUCGAGGAACUGGAGGAGGAAAUUGAGGCAGAGCGAACCUCUCGGGCGAAAGCAGAGAAGCACCGUGCUGACCUCUCCAGGGAGCUGGAGGAGAUCAGCGAGCGCCUGGAAGAAGCAGGAGGGGCUACAGCAGCUCAGAUUGAGAUGAACAAGAAGCGUGAGGCAGAAUUUCAGAAGAUGCGCCGUGACCUCGAAGAGGCCACGCUGCAGCACGAAGCCACAGCUGCCACCCUGCGGAAGAAGCACGCAGACAGCACAGCUGAGCUUGGGGAGCAGAUCGACAACCUGCAACGAGUCAAGCAGAAGCUGGAGAAGGAGAAGAGUGAGCUGAAGAUGGAGAUAGAUGACUUGGCCAGUAACAUGGAGUCUGUCUCCAAAGCCAAGGCAAACCUAGAGAAGAUGUGCCGCACUCUGGAAGACCAACUAAGUGAAUUUAAAACAAGGGAAGAGCAAAAUCAACGCAUGAUCAGUGAUCUCAGUGCUCAAAGAGCACGUCUACAGACAGAAUCUGGUGAAUAUGCACGCCAAGGUGAGGAAAAAGAUGCUUUAAUUUCUCAGCUUUCUAGAGGGAAACAGGCCUUCACCCAACAGAUUGAGGAACUGAAGCGACAACUAGAGGAAGAGAUAAAGGCCAAGAAUGCCCUGGCCCAUGGCUUGCAAUCUGCUCGCCACGACUGUGACUUGCUCCGGGAACAAUAUGAGGAGGAGCAGGAAGCCAAGGGUGAGCUGCAGCGUGCCCUGUCCAAAGCCAACAGCGAAGUGGCCCAGUGGAGAACCAAAUAUGAGACGGAUGCUAUUCAGCGCACCGAAGAGCUGGAGGAGGCCAAGAAGAAGCUGGCACAGCGCCUGCAGGAUGCAGAGGAACACGUUGAAGCUGUCAAUGCCAAAUGUGCUUCCCUGGAAAAGACAAAGCAGAGGCUGCAGAACGAGGUGGAAGACCUGAUGAUUGACGUAGAGCGAUCAAAUGCUGCCUGCGCAGCUCUGGACAAGAAGCAGAAGAACUUUGACAAGAUCCUGGCAGAGUGGAAGCAGAAGUAUGAGGAAACACAGGCUGAGCUGGAAGCUUCCCAGAAGGAGUCUCGCUCUCUCAGCACGGAACUGUUUAAGAUGAAGAAUGCCUAUGAGGAGUCCCUGGACCACCUGGAAACGCUGAAGCGUGAGAACAAGAACUUGCAGCGUAAAUUUCUUGACCUCACGGAGCAGAUUGCAGAGGGAGGAAAGGCAAUCCACGAGCUGGAGAAAGUCAAGAAGCAGAUUGAGCAGGAGAAAUCUGAAAUCCAGGCUGCCUUGGAGGAAGCUGAGGCCUCCCUAGAACAUGAAGAGGGGAAAAUCCUGCGCCUCCAACUGGAGCUCAACCAGGUCAAGUCUGAGAUUGACAGGAAGAUAGCAGAGAAAGAUGAGGAAAUUGACCAGCUGAAGAGAAAUCACCUCAGAAUUGUGGAGUCCUUGCAGAGCAGUCUGGAUGCUGAGAUCAGGAGCAGGAAUGAAGCCCUGCGGCUGAAGAAGAAGAUGGAGGGAGACCUGAAUGAAAUGGAGAUCCAGCUGAGCCAUGCCAACCGUGUGGCUGCAGAGGCACAAAAGAACCUGAGAAACACACAGGCAGUGCUCAAGGAUACCCAGAUACAUUUGGAUGAUGCACUCAGGACGCAGGAAGACCUGAAGGAGCAGGUGGCCAUGGUGGAGCGCAGAGCAAACCUCUUGCAGGCUGAGAUUGAGGAGCUGCGGGCAGCCCUGGAGCAGACGGAGCGGUCAAGGAAAGUGGCUGAGCAGGAGCUUCUGGAUGCAAGCGAGCGUGUGCAGCUCCUCCAUACCCAGAACACCAGCUUGAUCAACACCAAGAAGAAGCUGGAAACAGACAUUGCCCAAAUUCAGAGUGAAAUGGAAGAUACCAUCCAGGAAGCCCGCAAUGCUGAAGAGAAGGCCAAGAAGGCCAUCACGGAUGCGGCCAUGAUGGCAGAAGAGCUGAAGAAGGAACAGGACACCAGUGCCCAUCUGGAAAGGAUGAAGAAGAACCUGGACCAGACAGUGAAAGACCUGCAGCACCGUCUGGAUGAGGCUGAGCAGCUGGCACUGAAGGGAGGCAAGAAGCAAAUCCAGAAGCUGGAGGCCAGGGUGCGGGAGCUGGAAGGGGAGGUAGAUGCUGAGCAGAAGCGCAGUGCUGAAGCCGUGAAGGGUGUGCGCAAGUACGAGAGGAGGGUGAAGGAGCUGACCUACCAGUCUGAGGAAGACCGGAAGAACAUCCUCAGGCUCCAGGAUCUGGUGGACAAGCUGCAGAUGAAGGUGAAAUCCUACAAGAGACAAUCUGAGGAGGCUGAGGAGCUGUCCAAUGUCAACCUCUCCAAAUUCCGCAAGAUCCAGCAUGAGCUGGAGGAAGCUGAGGAGCGGGCCGACAUUGCAGAGUCGCAGGUCAACAAACUACGAGCAAAGAGCCGGGAGUUUCAUAGGAGGAUAGAAGAGGAAGAAUGA
Messenger RNA from Cygnus atratus (black swan), 5841 nucleotides. Its product is annotated as myosin heavy chain, skeletal muscle, adult-like. Lineage: Eukaryota; Metazoa; Chordata; Aves; Anseriformes; Anatidae. The record is from RefSeq and is a predicted model, not a curated record. The coding region runs from base 1 to 5841 and encodes 1946 amino acids. Gene Ontology annotation, cellular component: myosin complex. The transcript is spliced from 38 exons. Gene Ontology annotation, molecular function: ATP binding; actin filament binding; cytoskeletal motor activity.